Messenger RNA from Aegilops tauschii subsp. strangulata, 612 nucleotides. The record is from RefSeq and is a predicted model, not a curated record. NCBI's taxonomy places the organism in Eukaryota, Viridiplantae, Streptophyta, Magnoliopsida, Poales, Poaceae.
AUGGCUCAAAGGUCAAACCAGGCCCCCUACAAACGAACCGACGCCAGAAAUCCAGCCGCCGCCGCAGACAACCCGCCGAGCCGCCGUGGUGCCGGCGAGACAAAUGGAAGCCUCCACCAGAGGGCUGAGCCGCCUCGCCGCCACCACCCACAGCCGGAGCAGCACCCACGUCGGGCCAGUGCCCCAACCCGUGCCGCCCACAGCCGGAGCAGCAGCCACGCCGGGCCAGUGCCCCAACCCAUGCCGCCCACCGGAAAACGCCAGAUCCGGCCGGCACGCACCGCCACCAAGCCGAUGUUGCGCCGGUCCCCUCACUGUCAGCAGCCUUCGGGACGCGCCGCCUGCCGCCCUCACCGCACGAGCCCCAUCGCGCCAGAUCCGCCGCCACGACUGGGCCCCGCGCAACCCACCACCAGCCGUGCUGUCGGCCACGCGACCACCACCCAGCGCCGCCGGCACGCCAGGCGACGUCGCGCCGCGGUGCCCACGCCGUGCCCCCAGCCGAAGAGAAGGGCCCGCGCCGCUCCUAUGCACGCGGGGGAACCAGAAGGCCCCGCUGCCGUCGGCCCGGGCGAGCUUUGCCCGGCCAGGCCCUCUGGCGGCGGCGGAUGA